AUGUCGGUUUGCGGUAAUGUCAACGAUGAUGAAGGCGGCGUGCCGGAGUACGGUUGGAAGGUGGAUUUCGAUCACAAAUUCCCCGAUCCCAGAACGCCGUCUUACAUGCCGAGGAUCAAGCAGAUCUUGCAGUUACUACCACUGAUCGUUAGGUAUGUAUUUUACAUGCUAUUAUGUUAUUUAAAAGGCCAGAAACCAAUAAUGGAUUUUCUAUUUCCAAUUAAAUCUAAGCACAUGUAUGGUGUACCUUUGGGUGGUAUUGGAGGUGGAACCAUAGGUCGUGGAUUUAAAGGAGAGUUUUGUCGUUAUCAAGUUGUGCCUGGCAUGUAUGAGUAUGAAACUGUUCAAGCAAAUCAGUUCAUUGUUAAUAUUCAAGAUAGCGAAAAUAUUACUGUAUACAAUAAUGUUCUGUCAUGUCUGGAGUCUAACAACAAAACAUUGUACAAUUGGAAAUGGAAUUUUCCAUCAAAUCAAUGUAAGUACACUGGUCUCUAUCCAAGAUCAUGGACCGAAUAUUUGAUUCCAGAAUUUCAUAUCAAACUAAUUUGCAAGCAAAUUUCACCCAUUAUUCCACAUAACUAUAAAGAUAGUUGUAUCCCAGGUGGUGUUUUCAUAUGGACAGUAGAAAAUAAUAGCGAUAAACAAUAUUCAAUAAGCUUAACAUUUACGUUUGCAAGUGGUAACGGCGUUCCAGUAUAUAAUACAGACCAACCUACUUGUGAACCGUUCAACUUAAACGAAGAUGGUACUGAGGUUGCUGGUUCAUUGAUUCACAAUUAUUUUAGAGAAAUGAAGUGUACCUAUGUUAUUGGUGGAUUAAUAAAAGAAGGUGCAUCAUUCAGUCAAUUAAAUUUUGAUCCAAAAAGCAAUGGUAUGACCAUAUCAAAAAGCUUAAAUUUGUUUGGAGAGUUGAGAGAUAUGCAAUUAGGGCCAACUGGGCCAAGUAAUAUAUACUCGAGAGAUGAAGAAGUUGCUAGUGCAGUUUGUUUAAAACAAUGUUUACUCCCAAAUACAUCAAUGACAUAUGAAUUUGGAUUAUUUAUAGAUAUGCCUAAGAUUAAGUUUCCUAAAUCAAAUACAGAAUAUUUCAGGUACUAUACUAAGUUUUUUGACAAUAAUGGAACAGCUGGCCCUAAAAUAAUGCAUUAUUCAAUGCAAAACUUUAAAAAAUGGGAACAAGAAAUUGAAAAAUGGCAAAAUCCUAUUUUAAAAAAUCCAUUACUACCUGACUGGUAUAAAAGUGCCAUAUUCAAUGAAGUUUAUUUUGUAGCCGACGGAGGAACUAUUUGGUUGUUACCUCUCAAAGAAGAUUGUGAACGGUUAGAUGUUACAGAUCCAAGAUACCAAUAUGGAUAUUUUGGAUAUUUGGAAGGUCAUGAGUAUCGAAUGUACAAUACAUAUGAUGUACAUUUUUAUGCAUCUUUUACAUUAGCAAAACUAUGGCCUAAACUACAAGCAUGCAUACAAUACAAGUUUAGAGAUACAAUUGACAAUGCAUUGAAUAUUACAAGAAAACACUUGUCCUGUGGUACCAGAGGUUUACGGAAAUAUAAAUAUAGUGUACCACACGAUCUUGGCGAUCCAGAGGAAGACCCGUUUAACUUAGUGAAUGCUUAUUUAGUACACAAUGUUUCUGAAUGGCGUGACCUUAAUUUAAAAUUUGUUUUGCAAUGCUACAGAGAUUACAUUUUGUUUGGUGAUAACAAGUAUUUGGCUGAUAUGUAUCCACAAAUAAAAAAUGUGAUGGAAAAAUCAUUGUCUUGGGAUACUGAUGGCGAUGGAAUGAUUGAAAAUUCUGGAACAGCCGAUCAAACUUUUGACACAUGGAUAAUGACUGGAAUUAGUGCUUAUUGUGGAGGUCUGUGGUUAGCUGCUCUUUAUUGCACUGUUCAGAUAUCUAAUAUUCUUAAACAAGAUGAUAUCAGUGAAAAAUAUUCAACUAUAUUAAAUAAAGCCAAGGAGUCAUUUAAUGCUGCUUUAUGGAAUGGUGAAUAUUUCGAUUUUGAUUCAUCUGGUCAGCACCAUUCAAAAUCAAUUAUGGCUGAUCAAUUAUGUGGGGAAUGGUAUUUGAAAUGUUGUGGUGUAAACGAAGAGGUACUUCCAGUCGAUAGAGUCAGAAAGGCUCUUCAGACAAUUUACAAGAUGAAUGUGCUUGGGUUCAACAAUGGAAAAAUGGGAGCUGUGAAUGGCAUGAUGCCUGAUGGAAAUCUAGACACGUUUUCUGUGCAAAGUGAAGAAGUUUGGACAGGAGUUACAUAUGCCUUGUCCUCUCUAAUGAUCUCCCACGGUUUGCGCGAAGAAGGUUUUAACACGGCUAAGGGUAUUUAUAAUACUGUUUAUUAUAAUAUUGGCAUGGCGUACCAAACACCAGAAGCAAUUUAUUCUAAAAAUGCGUAUCGCUCUGUUGGUUAUAUGAGACCACUGAGUAUAUGGUCUAUUCAAGUUGCACUGGAUAAUUUAAACAAAGACUAACUACUAAGAUAGUAUUACAUUUACGUUCAAUUUUAUAUUAUGAGAUAAAAGUAAAAAUAUUUUUUAAAUAUAUAGCAAAAUAUGUAUUACGUAUGCAAA
Myzus persicae (green peach aphid) is the source of this 2571-nucleotide messenger RNA. Its product is annotated as non-lysosomal glucosylceramidase. Gene Ontology annotation, cellular component: membrane. The record is from RefSeq and is a predicted model, not a curated record. Gene Ontology annotation, biological process: glucosylceramide catabolic process; carbohydrate metabolic process. Gene Ontology annotation, molecular function: beta-glucosidase activity; glucosylceramidase activity. The transcript is spliced from 16 exons. NCBI's taxonomy places the organism in Eukaryota, Metazoa, Arthropoda, Insecta, Hemiptera, Aphididae. Bases 1 to 2472 code for a protein of 823 amino acids.